UUAACCUCUCAAUUAGUUUCAGAAGAAUGUCACAAAUGUUUUUGUAAUAAACAAAUAAUAUGGAAGAUAGGCGGACCUAUAAUUAAAAGAAAAAUAAUUAAUUUAAACAUUUAAUAGCUUAUUUAAAUAUGGAAGUAGAAUUAUUGAAACCUGGAACUGUUCCUAUUUCCCCUGAAACGAUAUUAUGGUUUGAAUUUUUGUUGGAUCCGAAUUUGUUAUUGAAGCAUCUAGAAAAGUUAUCAGCAGAUCCCCCUCCUUCAGAGCUCAUAACAAAAUUUUAUGAUGUCAUCUCAGAGACUUUAAGAAACAAUCCCGACACUGAGAAUGGAGAGAUUAUCAACGUAGAAACCAAUAAUGGUAAAACUAAGCCUCCUGCCAAAACAACUGCUUUAAAAAUCCUGUCUCUUAAAGUUGGAGCCUUUUUAAAAUGGAAUUUAGUUCAAAUAAGAAACCUACCUUUUAAGACGCAAAUAAGUCUCUUACAAGAUCUCAUGUAUUUCACAAACGAUAAAAAGACUGUAGAAAUACCAAACGUUGAAGAAGAAGACGUUAAAACCGCCUCGCCACCAUAUUUGUUCGCUCUGUUGUUAUUUCACAGGUGGCUACUGAGUACUUCUAUGCACAGAAUAACUUCAAAUUGGCAAAUCAGAUACGGUAUAAACGACAUUUCAAAAGCAGACGAAUCUAUCAUAUGCUGUCCCGAAAACAUCAACAAAACAGUCAAUUUCCUAACCGAAGCCCUAGAAUGGCAAAUCAUCCCUGCCUUACUAACCUUCGACUGCUUCAAGCUACCCACAGAAUCUAACGACUGUAUAGAAUUCGAAUGGACGAAAAGUGAAGAGUUAAAAAAGAACGAAUUUUGUGCCCAGAUCAACUACGAUUUGGGCACGUUCUUCUUCCACCGGGAACAGUAUGAUCUGGCGAAAAAACAUUUCUCCAAGUGCCUCGAACUGUUCGCUGAUAUUCCAGAGAUCAACGGUUUCUAUGAUGUCGACAAGCAAAUGCUGGAUGUAUAUAUAAAAGCGUGUCAUGGAUCUGCUGACAUUCAGAGAGGAAAUUUGCUCGAACAACUCAACAAUUCUGUAGUGAAUCAAUAUAAAGGAAUUACGACUAUUCUACAACAGGAUAACGUGGCCAAAGAGAUUCCUCUAAUGCACAGAAUCAAUCUGGAAUUGGACAUUCAAGGCGCCCUAUCGAGCGGCGCUUUUACCGUGGCUAGAGACUUGGUUCAAAAAAUUAAGGCGCUUAAUAUUUUGAGGUGCGUUUUGGAUAGAAAACCGAUAUACCAGCAUUCGUUAUGCUUGUAUAAGAACUGCGAUACACUGAUAUGGGCAAUCCAUUCUUCUUGGAAUUCGUUUGCCUAUGUUGAUAAACAGACCAUAAAAACGUUUCUGAUAGAAGAAAUCAUAAGAGGUGACAUUCCAGAUUUGUUGGCUAAAGUGCAGUCCAACAAAGACAUUUCUUCAGCCUUUGACAAACUUGAUUUAUCGUAUAUUGAAAGCUUCCAGUCAACUGUUGAUGUACCGGAAUGUGUGAUGAAAAUGGAACCGUUAGAGACCAAUAAAAGAAGAAAACCAAAACUGGAGUUAAGACAACUAGAAAAACAAUUGAUAAUAACGAUCGAUCACGUAGAAAUCAAAGAAAUACUAGUUAAAAUUGCCAUGAUGAAUUUAGGCACUACUGUUUGGUCGAUAAAUCCGCAAUGGGAAUUGCCGAUUCCGUUACAGAGUGUCGUAAAAUCUUUACCUAGAGGUUUCGUGCAAGAUUUUGCUUACGUCCUCUUAGCGAAAUCCAAAGAGCAACUAUUGAACAAAAACUUCAACUUGUCGUUAGAGUUUCUGGUGAUACUGGAAAAGGAACUACAAGCCACCAACUGCAACCUGACGAAACUUUUUAAACUUGUCAGUUGGGAAAUUUUGCUAGUACAGAUUGCACAGAUACUGGAUCAGUGGCCCAUCAUCGUCAUAGAUAAAAAUGCCGUAGCAGACGCUUGCGAAGCCUGCUUACAAACUAGCGACUCUGUUCUGCCGCGAAGCGAAAUAGUCGAGCAGUGUGUCAUAUGCUUGAUAAAUCUCGGACGGUGGGAAUUUCUGACAAAUCUGGACAAAAGGUGGGCCACCUUCGAAAUACCUUCAGCGAUAGCUCUGUCGUGCCAAGAACUCACUAAACAUAAAGGGACCAAGAAGUUAUCCAAAAAUCUGUGGGAUUUAGUGUUACCACUGUUUGCGUCAACCUCACAAUCGAAAAGAAACGCCGCAAGUUUCAACGAUUCGUCAAGCCUUAAGACCAACCUGGUGUCUAUAUUUUUCAAAUUGAAGGAAUCUUGGUGCCUCACCACUGUGAUAUCUAUGUUAACGAAAAUGUUUAACAUACUGAAAGACGAAAACGGCCUAGAGCUACAGGCCGAGUAUUGCAAUUUGUGGCCAGCUACCGUCAGCAACGCAAAUUCAUACAAUAUCGUAGCUGUCAACGAGUUACUUCUUGAGGUAAUCACUCACGGUUUGAAUCAAUAUCCGAAUAACGUUGCGUGGUUACGAUUGAUGGGUGAUAUAAACUUUGCAAACGGUCAUUACCAAAUAUCGUUAAGCUACUACCUCAAGUCUCUCCUCGUCUUCCACGAUUACUUCAACACUCCCAUCGGCUAUGACGACCACGUUUUCCGCAGAAUGAUUAAGUGUUGCACAACCCUCGGCGCAAACACUCAAGCUGCUGUAUUAUGUCAAUUUUUAGAAGAAACCGACUACAUGUUGGCCUUCCGGAUAUUGUCCGAACAGAAAACUUGCAACGACGCGGUCGAUGCGUACUACCAUUGUUUCUGGGAUACCAGUAUUUUGGAGUAUCUCAUAUACACUCAUAAUAAGAAGGGGGAGUUUCAGAGAAGGAAGAUUGCGAUACAAGUCAUUGGAAUGUUGGAGUUGAAUUCUAGUAACAAUGGAGAAAUACAGAGGGAAGCGAGUAAUUUAAGAAAAAGUACGUUUUUGAGGGCGUUGUGUAAACAGUAUGUAUUUUAAGGUGUAUUGUACAUAUUUAAAAAUAAAGUAUGUAGUUUUGUA
Diabrotica virgifera virgifera (western corn rootworm) is the source of this 3053-nucleotide messenger RNA. RefSeq names its product integrator complex subunit 8 (gene IntS8). Lineage: Eukaryota; Metazoa; Arthropoda; Insecta; Coleoptera; Chrysomelidae. The coding region runs from base 129 to 3011 and encodes 960 amino acids. The record is from RefSeq and is a predicted model, not a curated record. The transcript is spliced from 12 exons. Gene Ontology annotation, biological process: snRNA 3'-end processing. Gene Ontology annotation, cellular component: integrator complex. Gene Ontology annotation, molecular function: protein binding.